Molecule: messenger RNA, 549 nt
Organism: Plasmodium gallinaceum
Lineage: Eukaryota; Apicomplexa; Aconoidasida; Haemosporida; Plasmodiidae
Product: dynein light chain type 2, putative
Exons: 2
Coding region: 1-549 (182 amino acids)
Biological process (GO): microtubule-based movement
Cellular component (GO): cytoplasm; cytoplasmic dynein complex
Molecular function (GO): dynein intermediate chain binding
Source: RefSeq, a predicted model, not a curated record
AUGGAAAUAGGGAAUAAAAAUAAUGCAACAAAUGUUGAAGCUAAUGGGAUUGAAAAAAAUAAUGAUGAAAACAGUAAAGUAGAUAUGGAAGGAUUUAGAUUUUUUGCCAAUAUUUGUGAAGAAAAAUUAAAAAUAUUUUUGGAAAAUUUCUUUAGUAGUAAAAAUCAAGAUGAAUUAUUUUAUUUAGAAGAUAAAAUUAUCACUACAAAAACUGACAUUAAUGAUGAAAAUCAUGAUUCUUCUAAUGAAAAUCAUGAUUCUUCAAAUGAAAAUCAAAACAAUUAUUCUGAAAAGAAUAAUAUUAUUAAAAGCAAUUAUGAUAAAAUGGUUAUAUCUUUAGUUGAUGAUGUUGAACAAUUCAUGAAAUCUUUUGUUAAUGAAAGAUACAAAAUUAUUGUUCAAGGUGUAAUAGGAGAAAAUAAAAAACAGGGGAUACAUAUUGCAUCAAAAUCACUUUGGAAUGUUGAAACAGAUAAUUAUAUUUCCGCCAAUUAUGUAAAUGAUUCUAUUUUUGUUACUGUUAUGGUUUUUCUUUUAUAUAACGAAUAA